This is a messenger RNA of Bacillus rossius redtenbacheri, 7719 nucleotides long. It is a transcript of the gene Pgant7, whose product is annotated as N-acetylgalactosaminyltransferase 7. NCBI's taxonomy places the organism in Eukaryota, Metazoa, Arthropoda, Insecta, Phasmatodea, Bacillidae. Gene Ontology annotation, molecular function: polypeptide N-acetylgalactosaminyltransferase activity. Gene Ontology annotation, cellular component: Golgi apparatus. Gene Ontology annotation, biological process: protein O-linked glycosylation. The transcript is spliced from 12 exons. The coding region runs from base 478 to 2220 and encodes 580 amino acids. The record is from RefSeq and is a predicted model, not a curated record.
AAACGACUGUAGAGAGGUAGUUUUUAAGUCUGAAUAUGUUUUGUUUAUGAACAGUGCAAUUGAUAAAUUCAGUUACGAAUUAAUUAUUUUUUCGUGUUAAUUAUUAUUGUGUAUUUACUUUAGUCACAGUAAAAGAACAUUGUAAGUUUCGCUGUAACCUAGUGCGGCUGUCUUACCGAGUUUGAGGUGAACGUGUUAAACAUGCUUCCCCUAUAAAAUUAUGUUUUGGCGUAACUACAUCUUUAUCAAAUAGUUGCAGUGAGUUGUAAAAUAAUGGAAAUUGUGUUCUAGUAAUAAUUAAAUACAUUUAUAUACUUAUAUAAACAUACGUUUCCAGUUUAGAAGUGCAGUUCAGAGGAUGAGUUGCGAUAGACCAUGUGAAAUGUUUAGAGAGAGAGGGAAACUUUACAGGGGAGAGGGAGAAGGGUAGAAAGGCCUGUGAUGCGCGUCGCAGCGUGACACUGCCCCCGUGCGACCAUGAGGAUCGUGGCGAUGAAGAGAAGCAGGGUGUUGCGACUGGUGGCCGUGGCUGCUCUCAUGGUCGUGUUCCUGUAUGUUUUCUUCGUUCACUCGAGCAGUGGCGACGCGUUCCCCUCCCCGCAACGACUCAAGUCUUCGAAGCCAAGAAAGCCCCCGCAGCUGGCGGAGGCGCUGGGCAACUUUGAGCCGGAGAAGGCGGAGUCUCGGGAGGGGCCCGGGGAGGGGGGCAAGCCCCACCUGCUGCGCGAGGACCAGCAGAACGACGCGUCCCAGUCGCUGUCGGAGUACGGCAUGAACAUGGUGUGCUCGGACGAAAUUGCCAUGGACCGCAGCAUCCCGGACACCCGUCUGCCCGAGUGCAAGCACUGGGACUACCCGCCGGACCUGCCCAAGGUGAGCGUGAUCGUGGUGUUCCACAACGAGGGCUGGACGACGCUUCUGCGCACCGUGCACAGCGUGAUCGACCGGUCGCCUCCCCAGUUCCUGCACGAGGUGCUGCUGGUCGAUGACUUCAGCGACAAGGAGCACUUGAAGGACCGGCUGGACCGCUACAUCGAGAGGUUCGGCGGCAAGGUGCGGCUGGUGCGCAACAAGGAGCGGGAGGGGCUGAUCCGCACGCGCUCCUUCGGGGCCCAGGAGGCUCGCGGGGAGGUGAUCCUGUUCCUGGACGCCCACUGCGAGGUCAACGCCAACUGGCUGCCGCCCCUGCUCGCGCCCAUCUACCUCAACAGGACAGUGAUGACAGUUCCUGUGAUCGAUGGCAUCGACCACAAGACGUUCGAGUACCGGCCGGUGUACCAGGACGGCCACCACUACCGUGGUAUUUUUGAGUGGGGAAUGCUGUACAAGGAGAACGAGAUACCUGCAAAGGAAAUAUCCAGGAGACAACACCACAGCGAACCUUACAAAUCACCCACUCAUGCAGGGGGCUUGUUUGCUAUCAACCGCGAGUAUUUCUUGUCUCUAGGGGCAUAUGAUCCGGGCCUCCUGGUGUGGGGCGGUGAGAACUUUGAGCUGUCCUUCAAGAUCUGGCAGUGUGGCGGCAGCAUCGAGUGGGUGCCCUGCUCCAGGGUGGGACACGUGUACCGCGGGUUCAUGCCCUACACGUUUGGGAAGCUGGCCUCCAAGAAGAAGGGACCCCUCAUCACCAUCAACUACAAGCGGGUGAUCGAGACGUGGUUCGACGAGGCCCACAAGGAGUACUUCUACACGCGGGAGCCCCUGGCCAGGUUCCUGGACAUGGGCGACAUAACCGAGCAGCUGGCCCUGAAGCAGCGGCUGCACUGCCGCAGCUUCCGCUGGUUCAUGGAGAACGUGGCCUACGACGUGUACGACAAGUACCCGGCGCUGCCGCCGAACCUCCACUGGGGCGAGCUCCGCAACCAGGCCAGCGAGACGUGCAUGGACACCCUGGGCCACGGGCCGCCCAGCCUCAUGGGCAUGGGGCACUGCCACGGCUUCGGCAACAACCAGCUGAUGCGCCUCAACUCGAAGGGCCAACUGGGCGUGGGUGAGCGCUGCGUAGAGGCAGACUCCCAGGGCCUGAAGCUGGUGUUCUGUCGGCUGGGGACCGUGGACGGCCCCUGGCAGUACGAUGAGAAAAAGCAAACCCUCUACCACCGUGUUCACAAGAAGUGCGUGGCUCUGCACCCUCAGACCUCCCACCUCUCGCUCAUGCCGUGCGACAGCGUGAACAGCUACCAGCAGUGGGUGUUCCAGGAGAUACGCCCCAAGUGGUGACCACACAUUCCAUCAAAAUUUAUAUUUUGAUACCUGACUGAACUUUUUUGUGCAUUCAAAAACUCUGUGAAUGCAUCAUAUCAAGUUUCAACAAGUACGUACUUUCAUACUUUUGUAUGUUGUACUUUAAUAAUGUAUUUUUGGAUGUGUUAAUGCUGCAGCAUUCUUUUUAAAAGUGUCAAUUUUAUUUUAUAAGUUUUUUAUUUUAGUAGAUAUGGAGUUUCAGUUAAUGACAGUACAGUGCAAAAAGAUGUACCAGAAUAACAUAUGUGAAUGCUUCAUUUAUAUUAAAAUAAAGUUUGGAAGUGAAAUAACAAGUGUAAAUUUAGAAAUGCUUGUACUUAAUGAAAUAUUGGCUGUAAGUUCCUGAAAAACUCUUAGACUUUGCCAGGGUGGUUGAUAAAAUGUAAGUUGUGUUUGCAACAAAAAAAAAAAAUUGAACAAAAUUCCAGUGCAUGUAUUAUUAAAGCAAUUAAAUCUUGCGAUACGUUAAUCAGGUGGGCUAUGAUGCCCGCCAAAUUAAAUGAAAACGGCGGAAAGCCAUGUUAUUUUGAGCCUAUUUCUUCUCAACCAUGCACACACACUCAUGCAUCACUCUCCAAGUCAACACUAGUAUUUGACUCUUCUUUCACAGGACUGUAUGUACAUUAUUAAAAUACCAUUGUUAUUAUCUUAGGAUUCUUGUAGUCUUUUGCAUAAUAGUUCAAUUGCUCUGGUACUGAUAGCUGAAAUUAUUUUAAAUAUUUUUUUUAAUAUUAAAUCAUUAAUUAAUUAUAUUGAUAUUCUAUGCUCUCCUUAAAAUGAGUGCAUUAAUUCUAACUAAAGGGGUGGUUGGUUGUGAAUAGUAAUUUAAUUGAUAAAUGAUAAUGUUAAACAAAUGCGAGAAAUGUGAAAACCCAACCUGUUAACAUCGACAGCUGUUUUGACUUUUGUAAUCUGAUUUCUAGGAGUAGUAAAAUGUGUUAUGGUCUUGUUUUUCAUUACAGUGGAAUCUCAUUAUAAUAAACUCGUAUUACAUAAGAAUUGGUACUUAAUAUUGAAAUUACUUUAUACUGAUGUGUAAAACAUCAGAUAGACUUAUGAACAUGUAGAUUGUAAAGUGAAAAAUCCUUUGAAUUGAGGUACUUUUUAAUGAAGUUCCACUGUAUUAUAUGCUAAGAAUUGUUUUUGUGUGCGUGAAAUUGUGAUUGCUUUAUUUAAAUGCAUUUAAUUUGUUAGUGUGUCAGAGAAAUUUUUAAUCUUGUUAAAUUAUUUGUAUUUUUUAAAGGAGUGUAAAACCCUUGCAAGAAAUUUUGAAAAUUCAGAGAAAAUGGAAGCACUUUUAUGAGUUAUUGCUUAUGAUGGCUGAGACAAGUACCUACAUGAAAACAAGAAUAUUCCAGGGAGUUAAAUAGUUGCAGAGAAAACCUGUAACUGUCAGGAAAUCUAGUAAUUUAAUUCUGUAACAGAAAUUGUGAUGACAAGUUGUUAAAAUAAUGUACAUUUUCUAACAGUUUGACAGUCAGUAUUACAAGACAAACCAUCCAAUCGUUAGAUGUAUGUUACUUCUCAAUGACUUUGUGAUAUCAAUUACUGAUGUGAUUUUGCUCGUCUGUUGCAUUAGUAAUCCAUUAUUUGAUUAUUGUAUACAAACCGAGACAAAGACUACAACCGUAAAGACCACUAUGACUGAAUGUUUCAGAAAAACUAUUAAUUUGUUUUUGUUUCAUAAUACAUAUUUACCGCUUGCAUCAUCAGCCUACGUGUUUAACCAUGGACUAAACCACUAAACAUUUGCAGUUAACAUAUUUUGUUUUUGGCAUGUUUUCUACAAAUACUGUUAAAUUUUUGCACUUAUGUUUUGCUAAGCAGGGUUGCUGGGUAUUAUUGACGGAUGAUGUUCAAUAUUGUAUUGUCUUACAAAAAAGUCUUUGGUUUUUAGCUGGUUUAAGUCCUGUGUAGUGAUGUCUGUUCUAUUUUUUUUUUCGGUUCAGUUCCGGUUUUGGGUUCUCAGUUUAAGGUUAACCUUCACACAAUUUCAAGUCCACCAAAAAUACGGAAUGUCCUAAUAUUGUGUGUUUGUUUAAUAUGACUUACCAGCAUCCCACUUUACUAUAAUCCAACCACAAACAAGUCACUUCACAUUUCACUAGAUGCUGGAGCAACACUUCCGACAUCCUGUAGCACAGAAAUAUCUAGUAAUACAUAUUAACAAUUUUUUUUCUUCUCUGAAUCAGUAUUUAAUCUAGGCACACCAAUAAAAUAAAUUGUGUGAUAAAAAUGUAAGUAUAUGUUCACAAGUGAUUUUAAUUAUAAAAUAAAUAAAUUAUAAAAUCAAUACUGCGAUAGUAACACAACAAAAUAAUUGCAAGUUAUGUACUUAUUAUAAUGGCCAAGGGAUGGACCCCCCCCCCUCCCCCCAAAGUUAACGAAGGUUGGUUAAAAGAGUAUAUUGACACAUGAUAUGUUGGUUGCAUUGUAAGUAAUUUAGGGAGGCAAAAGGAUAAGGAAAUACCUACAGUUAAUGAGUAUUAUCAACUUUAAGUCGUGUUUGUGGGUUUUGUUUUAAAUUUUAAAAAAUGUACAAUGAGCCUGUGUUAAAUUCCAUAGGUCUACAUUCAGGUGAAAUAAUCAUCCCUGUCUCAUAGUGAAAAGAGAGAAAAAUAAAAAAAAGUGUGCGUGUGGAGUCCAUGCACGACAUAAGUGCUACUUCCUGCUUAUUAGGUACAGAGGAGUAGACAAACACACGCGAUGUUAUGAGAAUUCCGUAGCAUCACUGCUGCGUCGUUUCUACCCUUUCCCCUGCCGUCUCCCCUUCCGGACGUUACAAUUAGCAUACAGCAUGCUACGCUAUGUACAUUUCCUCUUCCUCCUCCCCUUCUCCUUUUUGCAGUCUUCCCAUUCGACAGCUAGCGCAUGCAUUGAAGUGGCUCGCCGCUGACGCACUCUCGAAAUGCUUGAAAAUCGUAGCCCUUCGGCAAAGAAGUUUCACUUCAAAAGAUUUACAGUGCUGUGUGCCUGUAAGUUUGCCAAGAAGGUGGGUAGCCGAAAACCAGGGCAGACACGUCACUAGUCUUGUGAUACAUACUUAUCUGACAAGUACACUGCAGUUUCUGUGGCUAAUGCACACUAAAAAAAAUGUUUCUACGACAUUGAAGAAAAAAUGAGGGAAAACCAGGGCAUGUCAUUAUUCCAGUUCUGUAGCCACAUGGUUUCAGAGUGCAAAAAGCUACAAGUAUAAAAAGCAUAUAAACUUCUUAAAAGGGUUUUAUUAUUUGAGAUUUCAUAAUUUAAAUUAUACACACAUAAUUUUUAUCUUUUGUUUUACUUCAUAUAUUUUAGGAGAUUGAAAUAAUAUUUCUUUUGCAGCUGUUUUAUCUGAGUGAUAGUUACAUGAGGCUUAAUGUUAACAGCAUGUGGGCUGUAUUUAUUGGUGCUUAAUGAAAUUCUAAGAAUUUCAUAACUUUGUAGUUUAAGCUUGAUCUGUUAACUACAGUGUGGUGUGAAUUUCAUCUUGGUUUUUUUUUAAUAUAUAUACAAGGUGCUCGGUAGAAGGACCGACACCAUUUUUUGAGGAAUUGGGGAGGAAAUUGGCUAGUUAUUACUCACUUGAAGUCUCAUCAUGGUUACAAACACAUUAGUAUUAAAAAAAUUUCAUUAUGCACUGUUAUAAUACAAGUUUUAUGGUAAGUUUUGUGUAUGACUUUAUUUACUCAUUAUUACCUGCUCUAACAUUAAAAAGCUGAAGUGGUGCUUCAACAAUAAUAUGUGGUAUAUUAGCAUUUCAUUAAUACUGUGCCAAAAUUGUUAUGUUGCAAGUCUCAGAGAAAUACUGAAAUACAUCCAGCUAAUUUUUCCUGUUAUCUUCAUUGUUUCAGUUUUCACAAUGUAUUCUAUGUAUGUAUCUGGAUAAUGUACAGAUUUUAAAAGAAACCAUUUUUUUUCUUUACAACAAUCAUUCAGCAUUGUACAGUUUUCGAUACAAAUGGAUUGUUUACAGAAACUACACUACCCGACAAUAUUUCCACUUAACCUCAGCCUGGACUGAAUGUGAAUUGUUCUGUUCUUUUUUAUGCUCAAAAAUACCUAGUACGUAUUCUUAGAGAAGAAGUAUUCAUGUUGUGAUUAAAUUAUAAGGUUACUGUAGCACUGUAGACAUUGGUUGUUUAUGAAACGUUAUAUGUAAGCUAGUUAUUAGUAAAAUUGUCAGUUUGCUGUAAACAGUGUAUGUAUUUUGUAAAUGAAAUUUUAUUUAUUUGUUAAUUUUAUAAUGGUUUUUUUUUUUACGUUUGUGACCAAAUUACUGGCAUUCAUGUGAUCUAAAAUGUAUUCAUUAUAUUUGAGAGUUAUAGUUGAAAAGUAAUCAAUUUUACAUUUUCAACUAAUUGUUUUUGUGUGCCCAAAUAGCUUCAGGUAGCUGAAUUUUAUUUUACAGGUUUUUUUUUGUUUGUUUUGUUUGAUACUCUUAAAUGACAAUUUAUGCAUCCAUGUCAGUUGUAGGAUUCUAACUUCUGAAUUAUUUGACUUGGAUAGAUAAUAAUGGCAAGCGCAUGGUUUUGAAGUCAUUUUGCACCCUGUGGGGAGCUACAAAAAUAUGUGUACAUCAUCGAAUAUGUCUGUGUUACACUUAAAAUGUAAGAAUUGUUUAUUUAUUAAAAUGAUAAUUUUCUUUUAAUAUUUUCUAAGCCACUCAAUGGAAAAAAAAAAAUUGUUUCAUUGAGAUUUCUCGAUAUAGUUCUGAAAUACAAAAGAGUAUAGAAAUUUAACUUUUUUUUUACAGAUCGAUGUUUUGAGAACAAUAUACAGUACAUUGUAUUUAAACAUACUCUAAAUUUACUCAAUGUAAUAAUGUUUGCAGGCUUUCACGGCCAUUGUCUGAAGUAGCUUGGCUUCUGGGUUGUAGCUGUGGACAGAAGCCAAGCUAUUACCUACUUACUAAAUGUAAAUUUAAGGAUAAAGUUAUGCCUUAAUGUUUACAGUUCAGAUUAUAAAUUCAAAUUAUAAAUCACACAUUAGUUUUGGAACUUAAUGCAGAAGACAAUUUCACACUGUUUUCUCUUUGAAUUAAAAAAUUUAUGAAAAUAAACUAACUAAAAAACCUUUUUGUGUUGUAAGAUGUCUUUUUUAACUUAUGAAAUUGAUUCAUUAAUUUUUAAUGACGCCUGUAGAGGCACAUUACUAUUUUAAUAUGCACUUAUUUCAUGAGAAGAGUUUACUGUAGUGCCUUUUUAGCAAGUUCAUUGUAUCCAUUUGCCAUCAGUGUGUUGGAUUUAUUACAGAAAGCUGCAAUGUGUGUUUGUAAUCUAAACAUAUCACUUUUUGUGCCUGUAAUUUUCUUAAGUAGUUCAUAUUUCAAUGUGUGUGUUUGUGUGAAUAUCUGUGCAAGUUUUAUAAUAUCUAAUGUGGGAUAUAUUACUUUUGUAACACACUGCUCUGUAAGUUUUCCAACUAGGUAAUUGUACAUUUUAUUCAUCAAAGGAAUUUUCGGAUGUUUGUAAUAAAUACCUAUUUAUGUUGGAA